Malania oleifera is the source of this 2942-nucleotide messenger RNA. Its product is annotated as alpha/beta hydrolase domain-containing protein WAV2. The record is from RefSeq and is a predicted model, not a curated record. Gene Ontology annotation, cellular component: membrane. Gene Ontology annotation, biological process: proteolysis. Bases 1082 to 2311 code for a protein of 409 amino acids. The transcript has 7 exons. NCBI's taxonomy places the organism in Eukaryota, Viridiplantae, Streptophyta, Magnoliopsida, Santalales, Ximeniaceae. Gene Ontology annotation, molecular function: palmitoyl-(protein) hydrolase activity; serine-type peptidase activity.
AUUGUUGAGAUUUUCAUUCUUUAAUUCAUAAAAUGGGGAAAAAAAUGUUGGGAGGAUGAAAAGGUAGGCCAGUAACUUUUGAUUAUGAAAGAGCUGAAAAAUGCAAAAACCCUGAAUUAGAAGGAAGAGAGGAACCUCCCAAUUGAUCACCAUAUUGUAGAGUCACUUCAGUUUUGAAUUUUAAUUGAAAAAAAGACCCUGCCAACUGCGCAAAAUCAUGAAUUUAAUUAAUGGCAGGUGUUUAGGGAAUCAUAUAGAGAUUGAACAAAGGAAGCUUGGAAGGCAAGUCUCCUAGUUAGGAAAUGAAUUAAAUUGAAAGCAAAAGAGAGAGAGUAGGGCAUAACGUAUGGAUUUCAUGAGUUGGGAGUUCACUUUUGAUCAUAAAAGAACCCUAACUUGAAACCCAGAAACGACAGAGUAGAUGAUUGGAAUAAUGCGUCGCCCCUCCACUUGGAAAUUUGGAAGAGAGAGAGAGAGAGAGAGAGAGAGAGAGAGAGAGAAGGGGGGGGGGGACUUUGGAAAAAAAAAAAAAAAAAACAGAGAAAAAAGUAAACGAAUGAAAGAAUAUAAAGUAAAAGCUUAAAGCAUUCUAGCGACUAUACAUUUUUUUUUUUGCAAUUUCUUUUUCGUGCAAAGACAAGUAAAUUAAGGUCACGCUGUUAUUAUUGUUUUCUAGCUUAAUUGAAUUGUUGUUAAUUAAUUGUUUUUCUACUAUGGUGUAUUCUAUCUAAGUUUUAAUAUCAUUUAAAAAUUAAAACGAAUUUAUUUGCAUUUUUGACUUUGACAAUUAUAAAAUAGACUGAUUUUAUCUUCAGAUGAAUUAAACGACGUCGUUUGUCGGAAAGCUCAUCGCAUCGGGGACAUGCGGACGAGUCCUUGGCCGUUUCCGAGACCUGGAUCCUCUCCUCUCAUUCUCAUUUCCCUCACUCCCAACGGGAAAAAAAUAAAAAAUAAAUAAAAAUAAAAAAUAAAGGUCCCCGUCAUUCCAAUUCCAUUCCACGUUUUCCCAGAACCAGUGAGAGUCCAAUUUCCAAAUUCCUCCCAUUAGAGGGAGAGUGGGAGAAAGAGCUAGAGUGAGAGGAUGGUGUCGUACGUGAACGCCGUGCUGUAUGGAGUGGGGGGAAUAGUGGUGGCGGGGAUGGCGCUGCUGGUGGCGCUGCAGGAGAAGCUGGUCUACGUUCCGGUGCUGCCGGGCCUCACUAAGUCCUACCCCAUCAACCCCUCCCGCCUCCGCCUCCACUACGAAGACGUCUGGCUCACAUCCUCCGACGGCGUCCGCCUCCACUCCUGGUUCAUCAAGCUCUUCCCCAGCGCCCGUGGUCCUACAAUCCUGUUUUUCCAAGAAAAUGCUGGAAAUAUAGCUCACCGUCUGGAAAUGGUUCGCAUAAUGAUACAGAGGCUGCAAUGCAAUGUUUUUAUGCUUUCGUACAGAGGUUAUGGUGCAAGUGAUGGCUAUCCUUCUCAACAUGGACUUACAAAGGAUGCCCAGGCUGCUUUGGAUCAUCUCUCUCAAAGAACUGACAUUGACACAUCCAGAAUAGUUGUGUUUGGAAGAUCACUUGGGGGUGCAGUUGGAGCUGUGCUUGCUAAAAACAAUCCUGACAAAGUUGCUGCAUUAAUACUGGAGAAUACAUUUACAUCCAUUCUGGAUAUGGCUGGAGUUCUACUGCCAUUUCUGAAAUGGUUUAUUGGAGGAAGUGGUGCAAAAGGUUUCAGGAUUCUUAAUUGUCUUGUCCGUUCUCCCUGGAGUACCAUUGAUGUCAUUGGCCAGAUUAGGCAGCCAAUCCUUCUUCUUUCUGGAUUGCAAGAUGAGAUGGUUCCCCCUUCCCAUAUGCAAAUGUUGUAUGCUAAAGCAGCUGCACAGAACAAGCAAUGUAUAUUUGUGGAAUUUCCAACUGGCAUGCAUAUGGACACUUGGCUGGCCGGUGGUGAUCACUAUUGGAGAACAAUUCAGCAAUUCCUUGAGCAAAAUGCUCCGGAGAACAAAGAAAACAGGGCAUCUCAAAAUGAGAAUGGUAAUUUUUGGGUUAUUGGACUUCCCAUCAUAAUAGCUCAGUGUACAUUUGUUUGUUUAUUUCUGUUCCAAGUUAGGUUCUUCUCAAAAUUUUGUUUCUAUAAUUGUCUGAUUUAUGAUGAGAUGCUUGCAGCAUCUACUCAUGCUUGUCAUAGCUCAGUCUUAGGCCGAAAUUUUUUGCAUGCUGAACAUAGAUGGCCCCCUCUUUGUUCUUUAGUUGCUUUUUUUGUUUGCAUCAUUUCAUUAUUUCUUCAAAUGGCAGUUCGAUAUGAAGUGUCUGCUGGAAAAGAAGUCUAAGGGCAAAGUUUCUGUCAUGCCUGUUUGUGUUUCCAAUACAUCUAGUUCAAGUUCACAUCGUUCAUCUUAAUUGGAAGAAGUUUCUAAUAUUCAGAGCUAUAUAUUCUCCAUGAAACUCUUUCUAUUAUUGGAAUGCAUGCUUUUUUUAUUCCUCCCAGAUAUAUUUUUAUGACUUAUCUUAGUUUUUGCCUAUUUUAUCUUGUUACGGGAAGGAACUGCACAACCCUCUUAGAAGUUUUUCUUUGUUGUCGUCAUACAACGACAAUUUUUAUAACCCAUGUACAAACAACCAUGUGUUCUCACUGCUAUCUACAUAUUUUUUUUGGGCAGAUUUUGAGGCAAGGUGACUGGGAGACUUUCAGACUCCUGAGGCUUAGUCAAUUGGUCCACCACAGUACUUUAACUUUUUAAAACUUUUUUUCCCCCCCCUGUAGUUGCAGCAUAUUGAAGUUCUCUGCGAGGACUCGCCAAUGCACCAAUUCAGUUUUGUUUUUGUUAUAUUUUUUCCUUUUGGUUAUGAACUGCAGAUGCGUAAAAAGGGUGUGAAUGCUUUAUUGUAUACUCGCUGAGAAUACAUCCCCAAUAGGUAAUCAAAUUCAUUGUACGAAAUAAGAAAUUCUUCUUGUGCAAA